Knipowitschia caucasica is the source of this 273-nucleotide messenger RNA. The record is from the annotation of a GenBank genome assembly. NCBI's taxonomy places the organism in Eukaryota, Metazoa, Chordata, Actinopteri, Gobiiformes, Gobiidae.
AUGAAGCCUCUCCUCUACUGCCCCCAUCCCUCUCCUCAGAGUCAGAUGCCUUCAUUCACACUCGGCGCAGAGUGGAGAGCAUGUACGUGCCUCUUUAAGCCUCACGCGGUCAGAGUUGUUUACCUCUUCACCACAUGUGACGUCACGACACACCCCUGCUCCGUUGGGCGGGGCAGCGCGUCUCGAUGGGGAAAAGUUGAGUUGAGGAUUAACGCAGCCAGGGAUAAACAGAAGAAAGGUUUCACCACUGGGACGCUGACAAGAGCAUGGUAA